This is a messenger RNA of Bombyx mandarina (wild silkworm), 2486 nucleotides long. It is a transcript of the gene GAA1, whose product is annotated as glycosylphosphatidylinositol anchor attachment 1. Gene Ontology annotation, biological process: attachment of GPI anchor to protein. Lineage: Eukaryota; Metazoa; Arthropoda; Insecta; Lepidoptera; Bombycidae. The record is from RefSeq and is a predicted model, not a curated record. Gene Ontology annotation, cellular component: GPI-anchor transamidase complex; membrane.
GUAGGUAUUUUCAAUCAGAAACUGGCUUCUUUUAAAGAAUAGGAAAUGAAUAUGAUGCAUAGAUUGAUUUAUGAGUAAUGAAUAACCAACUACUAUUAAUAUAAACAUUUUGCUAUAAGUUUAUUGCAAAUUUUAAAUAUAAACUUAAAAAAUGGGGCUUUUGUCAGACCCAGAGUACGGUUCGGUAAAAUGGGUGAGGAUUCUAAAGAAGGUUCACAGGCCGCUUUGCUUCCUUUGUUAUGCUGUGGCCCUAGUAUGGUUCGUGAUGUUGGCUAACAGAGACUUUAAUAAUGAGACUUACUUUUCUGAAAAUGCUCUGCUUCCUGGGCUCGUUACCAACGAGUUCAACGGCGAGUAUGCUGCAAAGCAGUAUUUGACUGAAUUCGAGCAGGAACUGGAGGAAAAGUAUUAUGACACAGAGAAGAUACCAGUCCCGUGGCUGGUGGCCAAGAUGUCUCAGCUUCACCUAGAGGUUUACACACACAACUAUACACUAAACUACCCAUUAGGACAAGGUCAGAUUUACAAAGGCACAAAUGUGUAUGGCAUCCUUAGAGCUGCUCGUACUCCUUCCUUGGAAGCUCUAGUAGUUUCUGCUCCAUUCAGACCCCUGUCUUCACAUCAGAAGAGCACAGCAGCUGGAAUUGCAUUGAUGUUGGCUUUUGCAGAGUUUGCUAGACCACAAAAAUAUUGGGCCAAAGAUAUAAUCUUCCUUGUAACGGAACAUGAGCAACUAGGAAUGCAGGCAUGGCUAGAAGCUUAUCAUGGUCUGCAAAGUGACUCUGAAACAUUUUACACUACUCUCGGCAGUUUUUGGAAGCCUGGUAGUUUUGGUCUUGACCUGACUAAUUUUUUCCCUGGAUUUGACUGGCUUGGGAGUCACAAGAAGUGUCUCAACCCUGGACAGUUGAAAGCCAGGUCUGGAGCAAUUCAAGCAGCUAUUAAUUUGGAGUUCCAUUCUCCAAAGAUAAAAUAUGUUGAAGUCAAAGUGGAAGGUUUGAAUGGACAACUACCAAACUUGGACCUGGUCAACUUGGUGCACAAGCUGUGUGUGAAGUCUGGUAUACACCACUCUUACAAGAACAGCUACUCCUGGGUCCGCAACCGAAAUAAAGUGGACGACUGGGUGAACAACAUCUGGACCAUGGUGGGGAUGGUCAGCACGCAACUGGCCGGGGUCCCCAACGGUAACCACGGGCUGUUCCACCGGUUCGGCAUAGAGGCCGUGACCCUGGAGGGCCGGGACUCCUCGGACGGGCCGGCGCCGCGCGUGCACUCGCUCUCCGCCGCCAACUUCCACCGCCUCGGCCUCGCGCUCGAGACCGUCCUCCGCUCCCUCAACAACUUGCUGGAGGCCUUCCACCAGAGCUACUUCUUCUACAUGCUGCCCGCCACCGAUCGGUUUGUGUCCAUCGGACAGUACAUGCCCAGCCUGUGCCUGAUGUGCGCGGCCAUGCUGCUCCGCGCGCUGGCGCUGUGGGUGGGCGUCCAGCCGACACAGGAACGCAGCAGUCAAGCUGAAGACCCCGUAGACACGGAGGCCAAAGAACCAGGAGAGCGACCGCCUGAACGACUAUCAGAAAGCUCGAACCAGCGAGUGCACAACAGGAAGACGAUCAAAGAAAAACAUAGUGAUUCUGAAUCUGAGAUACCAGGAGAACAGGAUGUUAAAGAAGUAGUACAGAGCUCAGACGAAAGGGUCGCGAACAGCCAAACCCAACUAAACUUCAGCAUGGUCAAUGUCGGUGCCAACUAUCUGUUGGUGCACGUGCUGGGGUACGCCGCCAUGAACUCGCCCGUCCUCUUCACGCAGCUCGGCGCCAAAUACUUUAGUCUGCCCUCCGAGGUGUCGGUGUACUACGGCCUGUGCGUGACCUCCGCCGUGCUGGUGGUGGCCGCGCCCGUCCUGCCGCGCCUGCUCCGCCGCGGUGCCCUCACGUACGAGGAGCUGACGCUGGUCAACAUCCUGGUGCUGAUCGAGCUGUCGACGCUGUGCCUCGCGCUGGGCAUGCACAACUUCCCGCUGGGGCUGGCGGUCGCGGCCCUCUACACGCCGGUCGCCCUGCUGUCGGGAGUUGUAGUCCGAGGACGGGGCUGGAUAAGCGUGUGGCUGCAGCGUGCCGCGUGCGUCGUGCUGCAGCCCCUGGGCGCCCUGACCGCCGCCAUGUGCGUGUACAGCGUCGCCGUGUACGGGGGGGCCGAGGGGGCCGCAGCCGCCGCGGGGAGGGGCCGGGACGCCGCCAUGCAGGCCGUCAUGUUCGCCGUGGCAGACUCCCUGAUCUACGGCAACUGGGUGUUCAACGUGGCGGCGUCGGUGCUGCUGCCGGUGUGGGUGGUGCUCUGGCAGAUCGUCUGCAACAGCGUGGAGGGGCCUUCCCCCGCGCGCCGCUGACCUCAAGAUGCUAACGACAAGGAGUCUUGAAAUGGCGAACAUUACAAUUGUUUUAAUUAAUUUUAAAGACUGUUUUAAAAAUAAAAAUAUUUAA